GUCAGCUCUCAAGAUGUUAAGCAAACAACUACUGCAAAGCCAGAAGAAAAUGGUCAGGUCACAACUGCAGGCACUACCAAGAUGCAAGAUACCACCACUACAAGUAAUUCAGAAAACAAACCAUCUGCCUCUGCGACACCACCUGCUGCAGAUCAAGUGCCCAAUACCACAAACAACCCAGGAAACCCAUCACCUGCCCCUGUGGUAUCGCCUGCCACUCCUCAAGAGACCACCCCUACAAGCAGUCUAGGAAAGCCAUCAUCCACCCCCGCGACAUCACCUGCUGCAGAUCAAGGGAAAGCCACCACAGCCAACCUGGGAAACCCAUCACCUGCCCCCACGCCAUCACCCCACCAGCCUCAGCAGACCAGCACCAUGACCACCUCGGGAGCUUCAGCAGCUGUCUCUGCUGCAACCUCCAGUGUGGCCCAGCAGAAGACUGUCCCUCCAGCCAGCUCGGGAAGCUCAGCAGCCACCACUGCUGUGACUCCCGUCCCCACUCACACGAGUGGUUCUCCAACCACCCCAGGGGGUUUAGCAACUGCUGUCAGAACCGAUCCCAGCGUGGGAGCUCAGGGAAGGCAGCCUGUGAGCCAAUUGACCAGCGCUGCUGCAACCACCGGAGUCCCAACGAGCAGCCAUGCCCCUGGGCUCAAGAACCAUAGUGUCUCUUCUCCCACAUCUGUCACCAAGCAGCCUCAAUCUUCUCCCGGUUCUCCAGACCAGGGACUGACAUCUUCCACCACUCCUGGAAGCAUGAAAACUUCUGUUACCCCUUUUGAUGGAUCCGUCUCUCCCACUGCUAGUAAUGCAUCUGCAUCUUCAUCACCUGGCAGCAUUCACAAGGUCUCAGAGGCAACCACGCCGACUCUUGAAGCAGACCAGAGAAGACCUGCAUUUGUGCCAACCAAACCUACAAGUACUGACCCUGCCAGGGCGCAGCCAUCAGCCCAAGCCCCAGGGGACCAGACGGCGAGCAGCUGUCCUGGCCACCAGCACCCAACGCGGUGGACUUCUUCCCAAAACGAGGUCAUCUGUGAAGACCAGGUGCAAAAUAAUUGGCCCAUGAUUUACCUGAAAGAAGCUAAAAGUUGUGCCGAGUGGAGGACCGCCAGCAUGAACAUCUCCUUCUUUGAGAGCUUCUGCUCGACGGGCCAGCACGCUUUCAACGCCAGCAGGGAUACGUGCACGGUGAUGCUGACCUCCCAUGAGCCCUACUCCCAGCAGUGGGCCAUGCGGGCGAUGGUGCACUUCCCUUUGGACCCUGAAAACGUCUUCAAGGAGCUGAAGGAGAAGGACAAGUUAGAGGAGCUGGGCAUCGCCAACACCACCUACGACAAACUGGAGAGGGAGAUGGUAAUCAACGAUGAGUUCAGCACGCCCCUGAUCAUCACCAUUGUCACCCUGGCCGGCUCCCUGCUGCUGAUCGCGGCCAUCUACGGCUGCUGCCACCAGCGCUUCUCCCAAAAGAAGGACCAGCACAUCCACCCUGAUGUCCCCGGGUUUGAUGAUGGACAUGUGGCCCUGAUCUUUAAUCAGCGCCUGACCGAGGAGCUGCAGACGAUGGAGAACGGCUACCACGACAACCCCACGCUGGAGGUGAUGGAGACCUCCUCCGAAAUGCAGGAGAAGAAGGUGAACCUCAACGGCGAGCUGGGGGACAGCUGGAUCGUUCCUCUCGACACCCUCAUGAAGGAGGACCUGGAGGAAGAGGAGGACACGCAUUUAUAGGGUGCUGAACUCGAUCAAGCGAAAAACGACCACCACGCCCCGCCUAAAAAAACCCAUAAUCCCUACACACACGCACACACAACUCCAAAACAAGGCAAAAACUCCCAACAAACCCCAGAAAAUCCCUUAAUGAACUAAGCAUGGCCCCUCGUGCCACCACACGGGGUGCAGGAUGGAAGAAGGGACACGAGAGGACACCUCCAGGGCGCGUCGUCAACACAAGCCACCAUGGUGGCCGCAUCUGGAUGAGCAUCCUCCACCACCCUUGGGUGCUCAGCAGGACCUACCACGCCAAGCCUGACCAGCUGUGGGUGAAAGGGCUGGGCUUUGCUCCCAAAGAGGUGUCUCCUCCAAGCGUGUCCCCUCCCCGUCCCACUUUGACCACACCAACCACAGCCUCCAGCUAUCAAGCAACGAAAAAAAAAAAGAAAAA
Calidris pugnax (ruff) is the source of this 2164-nucleotide messenger RNA. It is a transcript of the gene PODXL, whose product is annotated as podocalyxin-like. Gene Ontology annotation, cellular component: microvillus membrane; apical plasma membrane. The coding region runs from base 82 to 1731 and encodes 549 amino acids. The transcript is spliced from 8 exons. NCBI's taxonomy places the organism in Eukaryota, Metazoa, Chordata, Aves, Charadriiformes, Scolopacidae. The record is from RefSeq and is a predicted model, not a curated record. Gene Ontology annotation, biological process: negative regulation of cell-cell adhesion; regulation of microvillus assembly; cell migration.